Messenger RNA from Trachymyrmex cornetzi, 675 nucleotides. RefSeq names its product Sys1 golgi trafficking protein (gene Sys1). Bases 167 to 649 code for a protein of 160 amino acids. Gene Ontology annotation, cellular component: trans-Golgi network; Golgi membrane. Gene Ontology annotation, biological process: protein localization to Golgi apparatus; Golgi to endosome transport; Golgi to plasma membrane protein transport. The transcript is spliced from 2 exons. The record is from RefSeq and is a predicted model, not a curated record. Lineage: Eukaryota; Metazoa; Arthropoda; Insecta; Hymenoptera; Formicidae.
CAAAUUAUUCAAAUUGAGUUCUAUUUAUGUAUUUUAACCUCCCAGUUACAAUAUACUGAAUUUUAGAAGAAGUUAAGAAUGAUGAAAGUUUGCAUAUAUUUGUUUAAAAGGCCUAAACAAACACAAAAGGUUUAAAGACAAAAAGUAUCAUUUCUAGUACAAAAAAAUGAACAAUCUUUCUGGACAAUUCCGCAAGACAACAUGGGAUCCCUUUCUCAUAAUUUCUCAGAUAAUUGCUGUACAGACUAUCAUGUACCUUUGCCUUGGAUUCUGGAUUUGGAUUGUUGCAUCGUUGUUGGAUUGGACAAAAUCGUUGGAUUAUGUGUUUCAAUAUAAAGAAAUACAUGUUCGUGACUUUGGAGGACAAUUAAUUAUUGUUAUGUUUGUUCUGAAUGCUUUUGUGGGAGCAUUUGCAUUAUGGUGGCUAGUGCAAAGAACAAAAUUAUGCAUGGACUUUGCAUGUACAGCCCAUUGCAUUCAUUUGAUUUGUUGUUGGGCUUACAAUGGUACUUAUCCGACAUCUUUCAGUUGGUGGUGUUUAAAUCUCGUAUCGUUAAGUAUAAUGUGCGUCUGUGGAGAAUUUCUUUGUAUGAGAACUGAACUGCAAGCUAUACCUUUAAGUAUGAAUAGUCAAAAGAUAGCCUUAUGAGAUAAAAUUUGUCAAUUGAUAAAAGA